Molecule: messenger RNA, 370 nt
Organism: Cylicocyclus nassatus
Lineage: Eukaryota; Metazoa; Nematoda; Chromadorea; Rhabditida; Strongylidae
Source: the annotation of a GenBank genome assembly
UGGGUUAGCCUCAUUUUUCCUAUCUUUCGAUGUCACUAACAGCUAAUCCAUCAGCUGCUGAUUUUGCCGCAUCUGGUGGUGCAUCGUCGCAUACGUUGACAAAUUGCUGCAAAGACCGUCUGAUCUUCAAGAUAAAAAGUUCUAAUAACACUAGCUAUCGGGUCAAUCCUGUAUUUGGGAUUCUUGGACCCGGUGCGAAAACGACGGUGGAAAUCACUCGCCAAGGUGGACCAGUCAAGGAGGAUAAAAUUGUGGUGAAUUAUGCUCAGGCGCCUACAGACGCUACUGAUGCACAAGUUGCAUAUCGUACAGCAGAAACCAUUGGAAAUAUCACAAUUCCUAUUUUUGUUAAAUAGUAAUGAGAAUGAAG